CCUCAUUUCAUUCAAGAUGAAGAAGUGAGCUCUGAGAUGUGGGAGGAGGGACCAGUGAUUCUGAGUGGCUGGGCAGCUGGCGAUACAGGUGAGAGGAGCUAGUUCUCGUAUCACACAGCGUGAUAUACACCUGUAUCACAUGGCAUUCCCUACCUUGCAACACUUCAGCUGUAUCACUGUGUGUUAACUCCUACACACUUUCCAGCACUGGAAAUAUCAGGGAUUUUACCAACUUGUUGAAAAAGUUCCCAAAUGGCAUUCAAAAGAGUUGUAUAUUUUGUCAUAUUGACAGUUUUUGUUAUUGGUAAAUCUGCUAGUGAGGAAUCAGAGAAAUGUGACAAGAAGCAUGACUCGCAGGAAGCAACAUGGUCGUUCCAGAAUGGUCAGGAUGUGAAGUACAUGCCGGUGAUGUCCAUGGCCAUGCCCGUGAUGCGGGGACCGAAGGGAGAACCCGGCGUCUGUGACAGCAGUCAGUGUAAGUGUGACUGCAGCAACGUCAUCAGCCAAACAAAUUCAAGACACGAACGCAGAGCUUUACGAGCUCCUCAGGAUGUACCCUAUCAACGAAAUCAGCCAAGUAACUACCAGCAUUAUCGGGGUUCAAGUCCGCAAAAUGUUCAGAUGCGUGGUGUAAAGGGUCCGAAGGGGUCGCAGGGGGAGAUGGGUGUUCCGGGUCUGUCAGGGGUGCGUGGACCCCCCGGACCCCCUGGACCACGAGGAACAGGGGGUAAGAAGGGGGAACCAGGAAGACCAGCAUCAGGGGGACCUUUUCGCAGUUCCCCUGGGACUCAGGGUCCACCAGGAAUACGAGGGUUCCCAGGUCCUGUUGGGGGUCGGGGACCAGAAGGUCUCCCCGGCAAGAGAGGACCUCCGGGACCCCCGGGACCUCUGGGGCCAAUGGGUAUAUCUGGUCAGAAAGGAGAACCUGGCUCACAAGGAUUGCAGGGAGCAGACGGACUUCCUGGCAGGAACGGGGAUCGGGGUGCCCCUGGUGUGCCAGGAUUGCCAGGAUCGCAAGGUCAAGGCAGCAGCUCGAACCAGAAGCGUGUUGCGUUCACCGCUGCACUUACAGAAAACGUUGGCCCAGUAAACCUGGCAACUCCACUAAAAUACAGGGACAUCAUCCUGAACGAAGGAUCAGCCUAUAACCUCAUCACCGGCAUCUUCACAGCUCCAUACAACGGCACCUACGUCCUGUCCUACAACGCCUUAUCCCAGUACGGCCGAGCCGUGGAGCUGACGAUGCUCCACAACGCUAGGAUAAUCAGCUCUGUCCAUUCCCGGGAGACGGGUGGCUACACAGGAGUUAGCAACAGCAUCGCUGUUCGCCUCACAGCGCAGGAUCGGCUGUGGAUCGAGCUAAGUGCGGGUAUUUACUAUGUGUAUGGAGACACUGGCAGACACUCCUUGUUUUCUGGAUACCUACUGUACGCAGACUGAAGACACGACAAAACUGACGACUGAUCGUCAUUAAUUUAAUAUUUUUCAUUUUGGAUCAUGUGUUGAAAUCUAUAUGCAAAGAAUUGUGAGACAUUCGAUUUGACAUCAACAUGAUCAAUAACGCAACAUUUAAUCACCUGAUACUUUAAAGCAUAAUUUAAGCACUGGAUUAUAACAUAUAUUUUCCUAUUUUUAUGCAUUAUGUCAUAUACCAGUAUAUUUUUGAAAGUAAAGUUUGAAAGUGAAAAAUGCUACUGGAUGUAGGGCUGUCCAUGGGAAGAAAUUAUGAACAAUUAUCAAUAUAAAAAUUGUGUUAAAAUGGCAUCUUAAAUAACCUACUGUGAUGAAAUAAAGUUGAAAUUUACACAUCCAAUACACAAGGUUAUAUUUUUAUUCAAGGGUGGCUUCCAAAUUAUGUUCAAAAUGUUCUUUGCUAGAAUUCAUGCGUAAAUGUGUCACUCUACAUCAUUGACGUGAAGUAUGUCUUUUGGCAUUUAUGCUCGAACCUACUUCUCUAAUAUUUAUUGAUAAUUGAUUGACUAGUUUUUACAGAUUAUCAAUCUAUCAAUAUCAUUAGCCAGCCCUUACUGGAUAGGCCAUGUUUUGGUCUGGACUGAGGGUAUACGGUAUACAGGAAUCAGAAUAACUGUUGACUAUUGUUGUGAAUGUGAAGGAAGGUCCCAGUAGUGUUUGUUCUACCAUGAGGCCCCCACAACGAGUUACACACAUUAGAUACAUUGUUUUAUACUUCUUGUACUGAAGGUGACAUUAAAGAGAUCAUUUCCUCCUAACACUUACUUUUGAAAAUACAGUCAUCAACAUAUUGUCUUUCAUUUUUCAUUACCAGGUAGCUGAUUUACAAAAGAACGUAGCCUAAAGUUUUAUGCAGGUUGUCAGAAAAACAAUGAUGUUUAACUUACAGCUUAGUAUUACUACUAAUGGUAUGGCUUUCUUAACAAUAACAUGCUUUAUAGGCCUGGAUAUUGCCAAUUUUGUUGAAAUGAAAUACUUUUUGAAUUUGCUCUCUUUUUUCUUCCUGUUGAUGACAUGGAUAAGCUGACAGCAUAUUCAUCCAAAAAUGUUUUCUAAACAAGGAUACAAUAUUUAUAAUUUUUAAUCAAUGUUUAAAACUGGACAACAAUAUCUUUAUUUAAAUGUAAAGAAUCUCUUUGCUAGGAUUCAUUAAACUAGUGAUCUAAUUAUACAUAGUCAGAUUCUCGCAGCUUGACUUGUAUUCAUUAUUGUUUGAGACAAGGGAGCUUACUCUAAUUCCAUUUGCCGAUCUGCUGGAUGUGUUGCUGUUCAGACAGGUGGUGGGGCUGUGUGUUUUGAACAUGAACUUAAACAGGCCUAAAUCGCAUAGAAAUGGCACAAGCUAAAGCACAAGGCACUUUAGUUGGUACUCUUUAUUUUUCACACCAUAUAUAAAUUCAAGAUGUUUCGGUUUGCGAGAGAUGUAUGUGCAUGUUUCUUACGAUUGUGAGCACUGUGCCACUUAUGUUCUGUUUGUACAUGUUGCAACAAAGACCAUUUCUCCAGUGUCCAAAGAUUUUGAGCAAGUAUACAAUUUCUUCUUGGGGAUUUAAAGUUAUGGAUAAGAGUUAAUAAAAGAAAAUGUAUCUGCAGUCUGGAGAUCAGCAGGAAAACCUGCUUGACACGGGUUGAAACGGGUUCAAGGUGUUGUUCCAAACCAUAUGGACAAUGAAUCAGGAACUGACGAUGGGUCAGACCUGUGGGAGACAGCUUCCUACUGUAUUUCUCUAUACUUGUGAACAUUAUUUGUGUGCCAUUCUUGUACCAGUUUCGUUUGAGAUCAAACACAAUAUGCGAUGUUGUUUGAUUACUUCAUAUCAGCCUAUUUGUCAGGUCUAGCAGAAUUUAUGUCUCGUGCCUUUGUACUAUAUGAUUACUGAAGUUAAAUUUGUUUAUUAAACAUGGGAGUCAAAA
Molecule: messenger RNA, 3387 nt
Organism: Haliotis rubra (blacklip abalone)
Lineage: Eukaryota; Metazoa; Mollusca; Gastropoda; Lepetellida; Haliotidae
Product: collagen alpha-1(X) chain-like
Exons: 3
Coding region: 253-1440 (395 amino acids)
Molecular function (GO): protein binding
Source: RefSeq, a predicted model, not a curated record